AAGUACAUCCGGGACAUGAUUUGUCUUAAACAAGCAAACACGCCAAGGGACGGCUCUCCACUGGUAGAGAGGGCGGAAAGUGUAGGUUCAUUCUGCAAGAGCCACCGUGGCCAACAGGAGAGAAUAAUGGUGGAAGGAGGCAGGGUUCCGUGGAUGAAGUAUGGGUCUGUUGUGUCAUUGGUUGUAGUUUUGUUGGCAUUCUGGUUCCGUUCACCCCAGAAUGCAGUGCUAGAUGACCGGCUGGACUUAGUGCUGUCUUCUCUGCUCCGGGCAGAAAGGAAAGUCGGGGUGAAUAACGUCGCCAGACCCAAAGUGGCUAUUGGUUUCGGGGGCUGUGUUGACUUAAUAGUGGAUGGUGUGUCUUUCCUGAAAAAGAUAGGUAUUUCUCACACAGACCAGCCUGUGCAUCAUGACUAUCUUGAAAAUGCUGACCAGCUGGCUCAGAGCUUUGCUUACUUCUUUGCACCAGGAGCUGCUGCAGAACGUUUUAUGUCUAACGACACCCUCUUUAGUGAGCUGGUUGAGGGCGCCCGCGACUUACCUGGAAACAGAUGGUCUAUAGGUGGCAAUGCUCCAGUAAUGGCUGGUCGCAUGGCAACUGAGGGAUGUGACGUGUUGCUAGGGGGAAGUUUUAGUGCUGAUUUUACAGAUGUUCUAUCCCAGCACAUUACAGUGGCUGGUGAAGUGAUAGAGGAGCAAGACAUUCAUUUGAUCCUAGAGUAUUCAUCUGGUGCCAGCUGGGGGCACUAUACCUCACGGAGAGCCAACAGAUAUAUAAUCCACAGUGACUAUCAUAACCCCUACUUGGCCUCCAUGGAUGAGUUUGCAGAGAAACUCAAAGACUUCAAACCAGAUCUGCUAGUGGUGGGGGGGCUGCAAAUGAUGGACAACUUCCCCUUCAAGUCAGGCGAGCGAGAGGCUCUCCUCUCCCACCUGGCAGACCUGCUGUUGUCUUCAACUCCUCAGAUUGGAAUCCAUUUCGAGAUGGCGAGUUUUGUAGAAGAGAGUAUAAUGGAAGACCUUCUCCACUAUGUUAUCCCACAUGCAGACUCUUUAGGGAUGAAUGAACAGGAACUUCCUAAUUUACUCAGCUUGCUCAAAGGCUCCAACAUCACAGUGCUGUCAGACCCAAGCCCUCGUGUAGCUACUGUCCUCGACCAGAUGCGAGAAGUUUAUCGCAUUUUGAACCAGCGCAAUAAGGAUGCCGCUGCAGACAGUGACACAAACGGUGCUGAAACAAAGGGUAAGCCACUGACCCGCCUCCAUGUUCACACACUGGCCUUUCAAGCCAUGAUUGUUACACGUGGCUCUCAGUGGAAGAACACCAUGUCAGCCACGGCCAAAGCAUCGCUCACAGCUAAUCGUCACGUCUGCGGCUCAAAUGACAUUGACCCCAGCAAGGCGAGGCUCCUCAUGGACGACUCCUUCUCUGUUAGCCUGCGGGCGGGAAGCCAGCGCAUGCUUCUGCAGGAGAGCAGACCUGUCAGCUGCUGGUAUGAAGAGGAUUAUGAGAUCUGUGUGGCUCCGGUGUUGGUGUGUACUGAGGUGUACCAAACUGCAGGUGGAGGAGAUAACGUGUCAGCUGCUGGCCUGGUGCUGCAGAUUUAAAAAGGGACACUAGAUGGCCUUUGAGUGUAUGCAGGGCUAACUUGAUGUUGGCAAUCAGUGUAACUAAACUUGAUCUAGGUGUGAUGCACUUUAGCUGUGAGGUACUGAAACAGGUACCAAGCUAAUGCUAUCACCUUCGCAGCUCAUGGCCCAGAUUGAUGAGAAGGUCAUUGCUAGAAGAGUCAGAUGAUAGAAAACGGUGGUAGGUCUUAAGGAUAUGCCACCAAAUUUUAAAUAUAUAGAUAGAAACUCUGUUUUGAUUUUUGAAGGAUGCAAUCAAUGAAUGCAACCACCAAAUUUUCUAUUUAAUUUCUAUCCAAACCAGAUUUUAUGCCAUUCAUAUUCAGUUGAUGGUUAGUAUGGGUUAUAACAGGUUCAGAACAAUAAUACUUAGUCCCUGUUACGUCUGCAUUGUGUAAAUAUAGUAAUUAGUAUUCACAAAGUCUUUUUCAGUUUCUUUUCCUUUUUGUUUUCACGUUGACUUUUUUUAGAGUCAAAAUAUCCAGAUUCAAAAGAUCCAAAUUCAACAGACCCUGCAAAGCCACUGUAGCCAAUCAUCUGACUCCUCUGAUAUUAAUGGCUUAUCCCUUUCUACUUCUGAGGCCUUAAAAACUUGAGCCUGAGUCAGGAUGAGAUAAAGAUGGCUGAGGUUUGGAUGACAUCAGAUACAGACCCCAGGUUGUUUUUAUAGCACCACCCUGGGUAGUCUGUGUAAUGGUAUUAAGUUGCACAAUUUCUUCUGCAGGAUAAAUGAUUAUUUUAACCUGGGAUGCAGCUAUGCAGCCAGUAUUUUCAGGAGAUUCAGAAAUGUCUGAAUCUUCUGUUAGUUGGCAGCACGUUUAUCAGGUGUUAAACAACCCUUUGACCUCACUUGCCUUUGAGUAAAAUCAUUUUCACAUAAGCCAAGCUUUGGUUUAAAAACGUGUCUGAUCUGAACCAUUCAUUUGAAAAGCUAUCCUGCCUCUUGCCUCUUCUGUCUCAUUCCCUAAGGCAAAGAAAAAUUUACAGUGGAAAUCUCCCGUUCUUCCCAGUGAAUGUGAAACGUGUGCAUAAUGAUUUGGGUGUUUUGUUUUUUUUUGUUGUUGUUUUUUUUUGUUUGGAUUGUCAUUCUUCUGUGGUCCAGUUGCAGUGCAAUUAUGCAAAAACAAUGUUAAGAGAUCACUGUUGGUAGCAGGCUAUGAUGUCAACAUUUUCCUCUCUAUCUGUGCUCUUUUUGUUUGUCCUUCCAUUUUUCCAUCACCUUCUCCAGCUUCACUGUUUAUUUGUCAUAUUUUUAUAUUCCCUAUGUGUUCUUUCAUCAUCAUUUCAGUAAAUGACUGUUUAGGGACCAAAUAACCAGUAUGGACUGCCACAGACAUCGCUGCAGUUAGAGAAAAAUUACUGACAUGUGCAUCUCACAUUAUUUGGCUGGAUUCAGUGGAACAAGAGCUCCUCUUCAGUUUAUCAACAAGGCAUUGUCAUCUGUACUUGAAGCCAUGGUGUUACUUUGUGUAGAAGCGGACCACUUGCUAAUGAUAUUUUCAAUAUUUAGUUCUUGUCUCCUUUGCAGUAGGAUUAGAAGCCAGAUAUGUCAGCACUCAGCUUAAAGUAUGACUCAGCUGGAUGCCCCUUCAUAUUUUACACAGAUGCUUAAAUCAUACCUGGUAUGUUUGGCUCUGUUUUUUCUGAAAGUAUUGAUUUCUGUAGGUAAAAGAAGGGCCCAGUGCCUAGAUAACCAUCAUAAUACUUUUCAUUGUUUAACCUGUUUGAUUCAAAUUUGUAAUUACUAAUGCAACUGGACUUAGCAGGGAAUAAUGCCAACUCCUGUUUUCUUUCCUCACUAUGUACAAAAAAAGCAUUCCACGAAAAAAUGAAUUAUGUUAAUAUAACAUGUAAUAUUAGGCAGGGGUAGGGGUUAAACUCAGCAUGUCAAAGAGAAAGCCCUCUUUAACAAGAAACAUGCAGAUUUUGUUGCAAAGUAAGGUCAAGAAAAAAAAAUCUUCCAUUUGUGUGUGGAAAUCCCUUUAAAUCUAUUUUUCUCUCUGUAUUGAGACUUUACAGACUUGAUGCUAUUUGGUGAUGUUGAAGGUAAAUGAGCCUUAUUCUGUUUUUACUGUGGGUCUAUAGUGAAAAAUGUUUAAUACAGACUUUUUCUAUCACUAUUGUUUGUUUCUUGCUUUGUCUUAAACAGUGAUUCGAUGUUAAAAGGGUUUUAAAUGUUUUACUGUGGACUUCAAUCAUGCUGUAGCAUGUAUUCAUGCUCAUUGAGGGAACUGCUUGAGUUUGCCACCAGCGCUUAUCUAAACUGAUAAGUUGUAUCAUUCAUGAUUAAAGAUGUUUUAACUUUUCAUGCAUGUUGAAUCAGUACAGAAUCAUCUGAGAUUAAAUUCUAUGCUGUUCA
This is a messenger RNA of Melanotaenia boesemani (Boeseman's rainbowfish), 3988 nucleotides long. RefSeq names its product ADP-dependent glucokinase 2 (gene adpgk2). The record is from RefSeq and is a predicted model, not a curated record. Bases 16 to 1608 code for a protein of 530 amino acids. Gene Ontology annotation, cellular component: endoplasmic reticulum. The transcript has 7 exons. Gene Ontology annotation, molecular function: ADP-specific glucokinase activity. Gene Ontology annotation, biological process: glucose metabolic process. NCBI's taxonomy places the organism in Eukaryota, Metazoa, Chordata, Actinopteri, Atheriniformes, Melanotaeniidae.